Mugil cephalus (flathead mullet) is the source of this 453-nucleotide messenger RNA. RefSeq names its product C-C motif chemokine 13-like. Gene Ontology annotation, cellular component: extracellular region. The record is from RefSeq and is a predicted model, not a curated record. The transcript is spliced from 3 exons. Gene Ontology annotation, biological process: immune response. Lineage: Eukaryota; Metazoa; Chordata; Actinopteri; Mugiliformes; Mugilidae. Gene Ontology annotation, molecular function: chemokine activity. Bases 73 to 432 code for a protein of 119 amino acids.
CACCCAGCUCCAUCCAGCUUCAUCCAGCUUCAUCCAGCUUCAUCCAGCUCCAUCCAGACUCCAGCCUGAAGCAUGAAGACACUACUGAUCCUCACACUCCUGACUCUUGACUGCUUCCUGCUUUUUCGUCAUGUUGCUGCCGCUUCAUUUGCUAUGGACGAGUUGAGUAGAAGCAGCUGCUGUCCAGAGGAUAUCAAACCAGUAAUCAUCCCCAAGCGCAUGGUGCAGCGUGUAGAGAUGAGCCCAGACCACUGCAAAACCAAAGCCAUGAUAGUCACAACUAAGAAGAAUGUUGUCAUCUGCGUUGAUCCUGAAUCAAAGUUUGCACAGAAGCAUCUGAAAGACUUCCUGAAAUCAACUCCACCACCCAACUCCACCACCUCCAGCUCCACCACAUCCAGCUCCACCACCUCCAGCUCCAAGAAGAAUUAAUGAAUGAAUGAAUCCGUCAUC